Molecule: messenger RNA, 2948 nt
Organism: Myripristis murdjan (pinecone soldierfish)
Lineage: Eukaryota; Metazoa; Chordata; Actinopteri; Holocentriformes; Holocentridae
Gene: rft1
Product: RFT1 homolog
Exons: 10
Coding region: 74-1699 (541 amino acids)
Biological process (GO): dolichol-linked oligosaccharide biosynthetic process; glycolipid translocation
Cellular component (GO): endoplasmic reticulum membrane
Source: RefSeq, a predicted model, not a curated record
GCCCCCCGAGUGUGAGCAGCGGAUCGGCCGUCAAAGAGUCGGAGAGUUUCCAGCGACUCACAGCGACUUGAAGAUGAGCUCCGAGGAUGUCCUGCAGGAUGCAUCCACUCUUGCAUCAUAUAAUGUACUGCUGCAGGUGAUGUUCCGUGUGCUCACCUUCUUGUUGAAUGCCUUCACGCUCCGGUUUGUGUCCAAAGAGCUGAUUGGAGUGGUCAAUGUCAGGCUCACACUGCUGUAUUCCACAUUAGUCUUCCUGUCCAGAGAGGCUUUCCGGAGGGCCUGUCUGAGUCGGGGGUCUGGGACAGGCCACAGCUGGAGACAGGUUGUCAACCUGCUGUGGCUGACCUUGCCUCUGGGUGUGGCCUGGGCGUCCCUGCUGGUCUGUGUGUGGCUGUGGCUCUUGGAGGUCCCAGAUCCCCGGACGAUCCCUCACUAUGGCCCGGCGGUGGGGAUGUUUGCUCUGGCUGCGGUGCAGGAGCUGCUGGCCGAGCCCCUCUGGGUCCUGGCUCAAGCCCACAUGUUUGUCAGGUUGAAGGUGGUGGCUGAGAGCUUAGCAAUGAUCGCUAAGUGCAGUAUAACUGUAGUGCUGGUGGUGUCUGCUCCGGAGUGGGGCCUUUACAUCUUCUCUGCUGCUCAGUUGGUGUACACAGGUUUCCUGGUUUUCUGCUAUGUCGUCUACUUUCUUCGCUUCCUGGGAUCUGAAGAAGCCACCAAGAAGUGUUUUCCUCUGAACCAUGUCGGAGAGCUGCUGUUCUGCAGAGCUGAUGGAGAGCCGCUGAUCGACUGGACACUGGCCCGGCUGACGUGGAGCUUCUUCAAGCAGUCGUUUCUGAAGCAGGUGCUGACGGAGGGCGAGCGUUACGUCAUGACCUUCUUGAACGUCCUCAGCUUCGGGGACCAGGGCGUUUACGAUAUCGUCAAUAACCUGGGCUCCAUGGUGGCACGCUUCAUCUUCCUGCCCAUCGAGGAGAGCUUCUACAUCUUCUUUGCCAAAGUGCUGGAGAGAGGGCGCGAUGUGAAAAGUCAGAAACAGGAGGACGUUUCCAUUGUAGCAGAGGUCCUGGAGUGCCUGCUGAAACUGGUGUUGGUGAUCGGUCUGAUCAUCACGGUGUUUGGUUAUGCCUACUCUCACCUGGCUCUUGACAUUUACGGGGGCUCUCUGCUGAGCAGUGGGGCAGGGCCCACUUUGCUGCGAUACUACAGCUCUUAUGUCCUCCUGCUGGCUGUCAACGGCGUGACAGAGUGCUUUGUGUUUGCUGCUAUGAGCCAGGAGGAGGUUGACAAGUAUAACGUGGUGAUGCUGGGUCUCUCCCUGUCUUUCCUGUUCCUGUCCUACAUGCUGACGUGGUGGGCUGGUGCUGUUGGCUUCAUACUGGCCAACUGCCUCAACAUGGGCCUCCGUAUCCUGCACAGCCUCUUCUACAUCAGCCGCUACUUCCAGUCGAGUCCGUGGCGACCGCUGCGAGGCUUGUUGCCCUCGCCAGCCCUCCUACUGGCACUCGGCCUCAGUGCGGUUGUCACUGCGCUCUCUGAGGGUGCUUUCUGCUGUGACAGAGGAUGGUUGCUCAGACUGGUCCAUAUCGCUGUGGGAGCGGCGUGUCUGCUCUGCGUGCUGGUAACUGUUCUGCUAACGGAGACUCAGCUUGUUCGGUUUGUGAGGACUCAGCUGCUACCUCGCUACAGAAAGAAACACACUUAAAUCUGUCUGGAAGUGGAAGCAUUGGACUGGGGGCAACUUUCGCUUCAUUUUUCACCUCAAACAGGGGCGACAGGACCCGCUGGGCUGCCUGUCGCUGCUGGUGUCUCAAAGCAGUGAGAAGUCUCGGUGUGGAUAUAUCUCACUGGAUCAGUCCUGCGUUGGUACAUUAAAGUAUGAAAGAACAUAAUGGUUUUGGGGUCCAAUCCUGACGGGAAAAAAGAAGCAUGUUUCUUGUGGCACAUUUAUACUCUCUUUCUGAGUUCCUCAAAUCCUUGUUGGAGUUGUGAAUGGAUUUUGGCUCAUGACAGUUGUUUUUUGUUACUGAGCCGAACCCAAUCUAUUCUUGACAAACAGAUCAAUUUGAAAAUUUGAUUGACAUUUACAGUGUAGAUUUAAACAUAUGACAAAAGAAUGUGUAUAUAUUUUAAUAAAAGAAUAUCAUAAGCCCUAAAGACUGUUACUCCAGAAAAAACUGUAUGUGUAUUUGUGCCAGUAUGUCUGUGUUUGAGAGCUUCUGCAAAGGAGAGAAAAAAGGCCAAAGCUGUUUACUCUGAAAACAUACAGACAAAAUCAUUUUGUAUCUGUAUGUUUUUGUCUUUGCAACAUUAGAAAGGUUUUUGUAAUUUUUAAGGCUAUGUAAAGGGGCAUAGCUGACCAAAAAUUGAAUGUAUGAUGCUAUUUUUAAUAAUGUAUCAGCAAAUAUUUUUAACAGAGGUUAUCUUUAAUAAAACAAGAAUGUCACAAGAGGGAAGAUACGAUGCUGUUUCUGAUAGAUGGUGCAACAGAGCGGCCAGGUAGACCUUUUUCACAACAGCUAAAAUAAACACAGGCAUUUCUACUGACAUUUAUUAGUUCCAUUUUAGUUUACCAGAACCUUUCCAGGGUGCACAGUGUCAGGAUCCUUGACCUAAAUGGACCAAAAUCUUAAUGAAUGGCACUGGUAACAUUUAUUUUUACUUUGCUAUUCAUGUCAAAAUGGCUGCUGUGAAAAAGGUCUAGUAACAUGUUUUAUUGGUUGAGGUCAGUUUGAUGAAAUCAUUUCCUGUUGAUCGCUCUAGAUUUGAGUAUGAAAACAUGAUUGCAUACAGGAAUAUUGUGCUCCCUUCGUGCCUACUUUUUUUUUUAGGAAUUCAUUCAUCACACAAUGUGACACUGAAGUUUGCUCAUAAAUUUUCUUUUUCAUAUGGUCAUGUGGUUGGGAUUGGUACAAUUUACAACACCAGAAAUAAACAAAGUUUGCCAAAUUGGA